AUGGAUGUUUCACAACAAAAUGAGUUGAAAAAUAUAUCAUCAUCAGCAACAGCCAGAAAAAAAAGAAACAGAGUUCCAUUGAGUUGUACUAUUUGUAGAAAGAGACGAUUGCGAUGUGAUAAACAGAAACCAUUCUGUGCAAAUUGUCAGCAAUUGAACAUAUCUCAUUUGUGUCAUUAUAUGAAACAACUUUGGGCAGAAGAUAGGGAGCCGUGGUCAGAAAAUGAUGAAAUAUCAUUUUUAAAAGUAAAGUCAGAUAACCUAAAUGAACUCAUUGACAUUUCGACAACAUACAAUACCCAUCAACAUCUUGUACUAACUAGUAAUGGGUACAUUCCUCAUCAUCCAAAUGAAAUUGAAUUAAAUUUUAAAGCAGAGGCAGUCGUAAUGGAUAUUCAUAACACCAUUGGGGAUAAUAAGUUUAGAUAUAACCCAUCCAAUAAUCCAGUAACAAUCCUGAAGUCAGAUCCAAAAUUGAAAGAAAUUUGGGAUAAUGUAACGAAGUUACAUGAACAACUAGACGAUAAAUUGAACACUACAUCAUACAAAGCUGGCAAGGACCUCGAAGUGAAAUAUAAACAGAGCAGGAGUAAACAGGAUAAAGAUCUUAAAGUGUCAUUUAAUGAAAGUUCGAUAUCGGGCCCCAAAAGUGAUAUUCCGAGGGUCAGGAAGCAAAACAUGCAAGGUUUGUCGAAACCAAUAAGUGAAUCAAUAUCUAUGUUAGUCGAUAAUGAUGGUAGCCUUGGUAAUUCUGCAGGUCCAGGUUCCAAUGGCGAUAAGCGAAAUGUUGGUCUUCAGCAUGAAGAUAUUAAUGAUUUAAGAAAACGAAAUUCUGUUGCAAAUAUGUUAAACGACGAUAAUAAUGGUGGUACAACUCUUCCUGAAGUUGAUCCAAAUUAUGCCAUAGAAGUAAAUUCAGAUAGUUCAUCUACAAAAGCUACGAAUAAACCAGGGAGAGGACCGAUUGAAGAUGGAACACCAAUUUCUAAGGAAGAUAUUCUAAGUACGUUACUUCACUUCUUACCGUCUCGACUUGAAACUGAACUACUUCUUCAGGUUUUUUUUAAAUAUCUUUAUCCUAGUAUGCCAUUCUUGGAUUCAAAGAACCUCAUGAUCCAAUUCCACAGGAUAUUUUCAUAUGCCAAUGAUUCGACAGAAGGCUCCCAAUUUGAGAAUAGAUUAUUGAGAAUUUCACUAUCCAAUUAUAAUGAUUAUUGUAAUUUUGGUAUUAUUAUACUUAUAAUAAAACUAACCGAGAUAUCAUUUGCUUCUAGUGGGACAGGGGAUGAUAUAUUUAAUGAUGAUGUUAGCAAUCAGCAACCUGAGCUCAGCCCUGGUUCCGAAUUAUUUAAACAGCAGAUUCCAUAUUAUGUAAUCGUAUUGAUCGAGAAAGAAUUUAUUAAGAUUGGAGAUUACCUAUUUGGCAUAUUUGUUCCAUUACCUCUCAUACACUUCGCUUUAUUAUCCAGAGUUUAUUGUGAAUCUUCCAACGAAGUCGAUAACGUAUUCAGGUCGUGUUGUUCAGUAGAAAAUAUAGUUCAACUAGCACUUAGUUUUGGGCUAAACAUUGACCCAGAUAACCAUUUUCUAUUAAAUGAACAAAAAGCUAAUAAUAAUAAUACUAAUAUUCCACCAAACAUUGAAAGGUAUAAACACACGUGGAGGAAGACCUGGUAUUUCAUAAUAUCGUUAGACGUAAGUCAGUCACUAGAUUUCGGAAAAGCACGUCUGUUAAAAAAUUUGAGGGAGGUCAGUGAUACUAAGCUACCCAUUUUCUCUAACGUUGAUUACGUGAAAAACAUUCAGGAAUUGAUAGUAGUAAAGAAUUUUACACUAUUCUUUGAGAUUGAUUUAAUAAUCAUUGGUAUUUUAAACUUGUUUGAGGAUGCUAGGUAUCAUAAUGUAACAAAAUUGAAAAUUGAUGUAAUUAUAAAUUCUUUGUUGGACUUUAUUUACGGCCGGAAGUCGAGUAAAGAGACAUUAUUAACGUUAGAUAAUCUAAACAUAUUUCCGAAACAAGAAUGCUGUUUAAGAAUACAUAUCUCAAAUGAAACUGACGAAUGUUAUAACCUUCCGGAUAUUCAAUACUUACUCCAGGUAAAAUCCAAUGCAUUGAAUUUUACAGAACUCGAACGAAAACUGGAAAUUCCAAGAACAUCUAUAGUUAGUUCUAUUUUCUUUGUAAAGCACGUUAUUCUGAGACAUCUGAUCUUUGAACUUAAUUGGAAAGGGUUCAGUUAUUUCGCAUCUAACCGGUUAUCUGAAAAUCUAAGCUAUUUCUAUGGGCAGGAAUUAUUCUGUUGGACGAAAAAUAUAUUAGAAGAUAUUCUCUUUUUCUUUAAUAAUACCUUGAAACAUAUUGGUAUCGCCAAGAGAAUUACCACCCCAGCACUGUUACAAUCAAUAUUCUCCUGUGUACAGUUUCUAACUAUUUCGAUAUUAAAGGAACUCCAGACUAAUAAUGAUAAAAGCUUUCUUUUAUUAAAUUCUAUCACGAGAUUGUUGGAAAAAAUUUCUAAAUAUAAUAAACGUGCACAAGUUGUAUUUGAUUUUAUAGACAAUUUUAACAAAAUCUACUUAAAAGAUAGAGAUGAAGCUAAUGUUGCGAUAGUACAUCCGAGUGCGAUACAAAAUGUGCAAGAAUCGAUUGAACUGCCACCUAAUAAUCCGCAACUUAGUUACUAUGGGCAACAAUAUAUAAUACCACCUCAAAACAUUAUGCCAGACAGUAUUAAUACGUUUCAACCUGGAACAGCAAUAUACAAUGUGCCUACUCCUCAAGAUGUUGCACUAUAUACAGGUCCCAUUUUACCGCCUUUUCCGGUUACUAAUUAUCCCCCCAAUCUGUACAACAGUAAUGACCAAAUACCAUAUUCUCAGCCCACUCAGUAUUGGAUCAAUAAUGGCGUUGAACAUCAUCAGAUAAAUCCUGCUUCAAUGGCACCGCCUACAAUGCAAUAUGUGUCGCCAUAUUUCAUACAUGGAGUUCAACUUCAACAGCAAUCCUUGCAUUCUGGUUUAUCUUUAAAUAACCAUAUCUCUCCUUACGUUUAUAACCAAGGAAACGUUUACGUUUCUAAUAUCCAGCGUUCACCCCCUGUAGGUGACGUUGAUACUAAUUCAUCUGCUGCGCAGCUACCCCGACAAGGGCACCAAAAUUUUCCUGGCGAAAAUAAUUCUGAAUGA
Maudiozyma saulgeensis is the source of this 3186-nucleotide messenger RNA. NCBI's taxonomy places the organism in Eukaryota, Fungi, Ascomycota, Saccharomycetes, Saccharomycetales, Saccharomycetaceae. The record is from the annotation of a GenBank genome assembly.